This is a messenger RNA of Colletotrichum graminicola M1.001, 1881 nucleotides long. Its product is annotated as CorA-like Mg2+ transporter. Gene Ontology annotation, biological process: magnesium ion transmembrane transport; intracellular magnesium ion homeostasis. Lineage: Eukaryota; Fungi; Ascomycota; Sordariomycetes; Glomerellales; Glomerellaceae. Gene Ontology annotation, cellular component: plasma membrane. Bases 1 to 1881 code for a protein of 626 amino acids. The transcript is spliced from 2 exons. The record is from RefSeq and is a predicted model, not a curated record. Gene Ontology annotation, molecular function: magnesium ion transmembrane transporter activity.
AUGUCUGAUCACGAGGAGAACACUUCGGAAGGCGUCUUCAAGACGCCAAUCCCCGAGCUAGACGACCACCGUCACCAAAUUGCGGCUUGCCCCCAUCCGGAGCGGCCCCGAAGAGGCACUUUCGACACGCUUUACGGAGCGCGACUGCUGGGACCGGAGUCGGUCUCUGGUGAGCAGUCACCGAGCAUUCGUGUCCGCGACUUUGAGGAGGCGAUAGUGGACGAUGAAGGAGGCGAUGUCUCCCCUAACGCACGCCGUGUGCGCCGCCCGACCGUCGAGACUAUAACCGACCAAAGAUCAGUCUCCCCGCCCAAUUCAGUGAAGGCCUUCGCCGAAGCACGCCGCCGCGAGCGUGGUAUGUCCAUAUCCGAGUCCAAGGCGGAGAGAAAUGCCAGUGAGGAGGAUCUUCACCGAACCGUCUCCAUCAGCAGUCGGCGUAGCCUUCGUAGCCGCCCUUACACGGCAGACGAUGGCGCUAGCCUGGCUACCAACCAGUCCGCGGCGGAGGACGUCUGCUUCCCACUUCAGGAUCCUCGACGCAAGGAUCAACUGUACAUUGACUUCGACUACCUCGAGAACUUCAUUCAAUCCGAUCGAGCUUCGCGGACCGCUAGUCGCCGUCACUCUGUACGGUCCUUCCCUGACCUUAGGCAACAACAAAUGUCCGACGGCGGACCGCCUCAGCUGCAACUCAGCACUGUUGACGGUGAUAUCCUCAACAUGCCCUCCGAUUCCUCGGUGGGACAAGACGCAUCAGAGAAGGAGAAGGAGGCCCCCGUGGAAGACGCUAAGCCGAAGCCUGCACCUACCCAGCAGCCCCUGGACCCCAACCGUUUUAGCUUCUUCUCUUCGGCUUGGGAGUCAACGAUUCACGCAGCGGAACUUGGCGACCUGGUCCUUCCUGGCGAGGACCUUCGAGGUCUUUUUGCGUUACCUGCCGACGAAUCUGAUGGAGUUUGGUGGCUGAACGUUAACAGCCCUACGAAGGAGGAGGUCACAGCCAUCUGCAAGGCGUUCGGCAUUCAUCCCUUGACCAUUGAGGAUAUCACAACCCAGGAAGCACGAGAGAAGAUCGAGCUGUUUCCGUCGUACUACUUUGCAAGCUUCCGGUCCUUCCAUGCCGUUCAAGAAGACGAUGGCUUAGAGUACGAACCCUAUAACCUCUACGUCGUAGUUUUCCGCGAGGGUACUUUGAGCUUCAGUUUCGAACCCAAUGCCCACGCGUCUCACGUGCGGAAGCGUAUUGCUUUGCUCAAAGACUAUGUUGCACUUAGCAGCGACUGGAUCUGCUAUGCCCUCAUUGACGAUAUUGUGGAUUGCUUUGCCCCAGUCAUCCGGGACAUAGAGCUGGAGGCGGAUGCCAUCGAGGAUGGUGUAUUUGUGGCGCGCGAGGAUGAUUCCAACCAGUUCCUACGGUCCAUUGGCCGCGUGCGCAAGAACACGAUGGCUCUGAUGCGUCUUUUGGGAGGCAAGGCUGACGUUCUCCGAGGAUUCACUAAACGCUGCAACGAGAACUACAAGGUUACGCCUCGAAUGGACAUUGGUCUCUACCUUGGUGAUAUCCAGGACCACGUUGUCACCAUGGUUACCAACCUCGGCCAUUUCGAGAAAAUCCUCUCCCGCUCCCACAGCAAUUACCUUGCCCAGCUUUCCAUCAACAGCAUCUCGCAAGGCACGCAUACCAACUUGGUGCUCAGCAAGAUUACCUUCCUUGCGUCAAUUCUUGUGCCACUCAACCUGGUCUGCGGUUUGUUUGGUAUGAACGUUGCUGUUCCGUUUCAGAAUUCGUCGUCUCUCGCUCCUUUCUUCACCAUCCUCGGAGUUUUGAUCGUCUUCAGUAUCGUGAGCCUCUCAUUGGCCCGCAAAUACAAGUAUAUCUAG